Molecule: messenger RNA, 2438 nt
Organism: Panonychus citri (citrus red mite)
Lineage: Eukaryota; Metazoa; Arthropoda; Arachnida; Trombidiformes; Tetranychidae
Exons: 2
Coding region: 258-1622 (454 amino acids)
Molecular function (GO): protein dimerization activity
Source: RefSeq, a predicted model, not a curated record
UAACAAUCAUAAUUAUCUUUCAUCCUUGAUUGUUGAUUAAUUAAUUAUUCCCAAUAGAUGGAGCUAUUAUGAUGAUUAUUCAAUUACUUUUCGUAUUUUUUUGCUUCUUAUGUAAAAGUAGCCUUGCCGGUUUUUCCCUCCCUCCUUUACCUCAUCUUCCUCAUCAUCUUAAUCCUCCUCUUUUCCUCAUCAUUUUCAUCAUCAUCAACAUCAUCUUACUCUCCAUUCACUUGUUUGUAUAACUUGAUUCAGACAAGAUGAGGUCUUCAAAACGAUUAGUUUUAUCUUCAUCUAAAAAAUCAAACAUCUCUAAUGUGUUACCUUCUCAAACAGCAACAAAAACUGACCAGUGUCCAAUGGAGGUUGAAAAUACCAAUGUAAAUGUUAAUGUGUGUGGGGAGAGUCCAACCAAUGGUGAAGGUGAGGUUGACCUUAAGAUUCCCGCUUUGGAUAAAUACAAUUUAAGAGUAAAAUCGAUUCAAAAGAGAAUCGAAGUUGAGAAGAAGAGGAAAAAUCCUCGAAAAGAGCCCAAACCGAAACAACGACCACCACCACUUAGUAAAUAUCGUCGGAAAAAUGCCAAUGCCAGGGAAAGAUCUCGAAUGCAGGAAAUGAAUCAGGCCUUCGUCGAAUUGAAAAAAGCGGUACCUCAGUUAGCGAAUGACUUUGACGUUGGUGAAGAUCAAAAUUCUAAACUGACCAAAAUUACGACCUUACGUCGUGCGGUCAAAUAUAUCGCCGCUUUAACUAUGCUCUUGUCGGAAACUGAACCGUUACAAUUAAUUGAAGAGAAUUCAAAUUCAAAUGAAAUUGCAAACAAUGGUAACAUGAUUUGCUCAAUUGGACCAUCAGCUGAUCAGUCGUUUAUUUGUUCAAAUAUAUCAUCACCAUCUCCCUCUGUUUCAUCAGUGUCAUCAAUUUCAUCUUCAUCUAUACUUUCAUCAUCAUCAUCAUCAUCAUCCUGUUCAUCGUCAUCUUCAUCAUCAGCUUCUUAUUCAUCUUCAAUAUCAUCACCAUCUUCGUGCUCAUCACUAACAUUGGAUUUACAAUCAGUUAAUUUAAAGAAUCAAAUAGUUGAAGACAAUUUAAUCAUCAAUCCAAGUGAAAUAUUUUCACAAUUAUUAAACAAUAGUUCUAAUAACAAUAUAAUUAAUUACGACGGGAAAAAUGUUGACAAUUAUCCACUCGAGCGUACAUCAAAUAACAAUCAACAGAAUGAAAGUCAAUUUCAAAUCUCAGCAUCUUCCAUAAUUAACAAUCACAAUUCAAUAUCAUCGUCACCACCAACACCACCAACAACAACAACAUCACCGAUUAUUUCAACAAUUAAUCCAACUUGUCAACAAUUAUUUAAUUCAUUGCCAAAUUUACCACAAAUCAGCAACAAUCAACAAGUCCAAUCAAAUCAAGACACCAAUCUAUCAAUUUAUAUGGACUCAGAUUUCAAUGAUUUACCUGUUGAAAGUUCAUUACCACUUUUGGAUGCUGAUUGUUACUCUUACCUUCCCGAUAGUUUUGAUGAUUUUAAAUUAAUUGCUGGCGAUAUGAUUCCUGAAACUGAAUUUGAUAAUUUCAGAAUCGACAGUGAAAUCCUUUCAAAUCCAUUAAUCACUUCAUGGUGAACAACUGAAUCAAUAUUAUCAAUUCUGUGCAAUAAGUUUUUCAAAAAUUGUGUCUUAAUUAAUUGACCAACCAGGGCUAAUUUAAUUUCAUUCAAAUCAAGUGAUAACCACAACUGACCUUAAACAAUUUUGAUUAUAUGAUUAACUUACACUGUUUGUUAAUUACAUUAUUUUAUAUUAUUAAUCAAAGUUUCUAUCAUGUAAUCAUCAUCAGUAAAUCAUUCAAUUUCAUUUUGAUAAUAAUUCAAAUCAAGUAUCUGGUGAGUUGUUAUUAUGAGAUCGAAACAAUCAGUUAAUCAUUAACUAUUAUAUAUGAUUACAAUUAGUUCCUGUUUCCCCAAUUAAAUCAUAUCACAAAAUUAUAAACAAAAGUCAUCAUAUAUGUUUAAACAAUCAACGGAUUCAACAAUUAACAAUUAACGAUCUCAAUCAGCAUCAACUCACCAGUACUCAAAAUACUUGAUCGCCUUUUAAUCAAUCAUCAGCAAUUUAAUAUCUCAUAAAUUAAGAGCUUAAUUUAACUUCAUUUAUCACAAUAAUAAGCUCAAAUUGUUAAUCACAAUUGCCUCUAAUACAUCAAUCAAUAUUAUUUUGUAUCAAUUAUUGAUUAUUUUUUAAUAUGUAAUAAUAUCAACCCCUUUUUUUUAUAAUCAUCAACUUAAUCAAAAGUGAGAUGUUAAACAAUUUAAUGUGUUCAUCAACAAUCAUAUCAUCAAAAGUAUUACAAUUAACUCUCACUACAACAAUUAAGAUUCAUUAUCAUUCUCAACUCAUUUGUUAAAAUUAUUAUUAAAAACUACGAAUUUUAAUCGUAAC